GCGAGUAUAUCCUCAAUGCAUACUGUGGUCACGCACAUGAACACAGUCAUCAUGCUUGAUCAUACCAACACAGGACCCUCCGCCAUCAAGCUCCUCAAUGGUCGUUGCCGCAACCAACCUGCAGAGCGCAUCUCUAAAGUUGAUUGUUAUGCGCAUUCCAUCAUGUUCAAUCCAGGGAACAACCAGGUCCGCCCUUUGUAUGUGUACACGGAUACAUGGUGUUCAUCGGGACAGUUCUUCAAUAAUGGAAGGAUGGUGCAGACUGGAGGUGAUUUUGAGGGCAACAGGAAAAUCAGGACCCUACAACCAUGCGGCGCUGGAGGUAAUUGUGACUGGGUUGAACUCGAAGAGAACCUUGUAACUGGCUGUUGGUAUUCCUCUAACCAGCUUUUGCCUUCUGGUAUUCAGCAGAUCAUUGUAGGAGGACGCAACACGCCUUCCUACGAGUUUUAUCCCAAGAGGAGAGCCGGAGAAGGCUUCUACAACUUGGGUAUGCUGGGAGGAGAUAACAAUCUUUACCCAUUUGUGUAUCUGUUGCCGAACGGAGAUCUUUUCGUUUUUGCAAACAGGAAUUCCGUGCAGUUGAACUGAAACUCGGGCAAGGUCGUGAAGGGAUAUCCUCAAAUUCUUGGAAACCCCCGUAACUAUCUUUUUGCUGGAUCUGCUGUCAUGCUUCCCUUGACAUGGCAGAUAGGUUUCGAGUUUGCACAGAUUAUGGUAUGUGGAGGUGCAGCCGCCGGUGCCUCGAAUACUGGAAAUGCGAACGCCCCAAUGUCGUUCAGUUGUGGGACAAUCGUGGCUAGCUCCAAAAACCCCGUCUAGGCUGUGCAGAAUAUGCCAAUUCGGCGUGUUAUGGGCGACAUGAUCAACUUGCCAACCUGAGAUAUUUUGAUCAUCAACGGUGCCUAAAACGGCUAUCAGGGAUGGGGAAAGGCCAACAACCCCGCCUUGAAUCCAGUGAACUACAACCCCGUGACCAAGCAGUUCCAGAUCUAUGCAAAGACCAAUAUUCUCCGCAUGUAUCAUUCCACUGCAAACUUACUGGCUGACGAAAGAGUGCUCCUAGUCAGAAGCAAAACCCACCAGUUCUACACGUACAAUAGAUAAUACCCUACUAAGCUGCAAGUUGAGGCGUUCUCUCCUCCUUACUUGGGUGCAGGAUUCAAUGGUGUAAGGCUUGCCAUCCAAGGAUAUCUCAAUCGGAUCAAAUAUAAGCAGGUGUUCGUCGUGAACUUCGCUAUGGGCCAAAGAGUGGGCGUAGUGGAGGUGAACAUGAACAGCGCUCCCUACGUGACGCACUCCUUUGCGCAGGGUCAAAGGCAAAUGAAACUGAAGACGAUGUUGCCUACCAAGGCGGGCAAUGGCUGAGCAGUGCAGGUGACCGCAGUCCCCGAAAAUACCAUUGCCCCUCCCGCAUACUACCUUCUGUUUGUGGUCCAAAACGAAAUUCCCUCCAAGGGUGUGUGGAUCAAGUAGAACAAUUAACUGCGCCCUCGUGACGACUGCCACAGUCAAGUUAAACCUCGGUGUAGAACAUUGAGCUGGUGAAUAGGUCGAUCGAAGUAUUAUUUCUCUGUGUCAGUCCUUCCAGGACUUGCACUUGUUACUGGGAGUUGUACAAUCGCGAUGUAGACGUCUAGAUAGAGUUACGAGUGUGUCGACGGUGUGGUGAGCGUCUCCUGGUGGCUUCUGGAGUGUUGAUUAUUGUUCGUUAGAUCAAUGCGAGGAUAGUGGGGAUCUUUGCAAAUUGAGCACUGAUGUGGCACAUGGGGCGAUCGAAAGUCCAAGAAGAAUCGGUUAUUGUAUUCAGAGACAAUAAAGGUGGGCCGUGCGUUGUCCUGCUGCCACGGCGGUAGUUAACUGAAUAAAGCAAGACUUCACUGACGAGGUGAGAUUGAAGUCCAACACGAGGCGAGGUUGAAGGUCGUCCAUUGUGUAUGAAGUCCAUUAGUUCUAGACUAGGAAGUCUCUUAUACAGUGAGUCUAUCGAUGGACCGGGUUGAAUAAUUUAGAUACCGCAGCUGCAUGAACAAUAUGCGUGAGUGGCGGUGAUAGUCUUUUUUCCAAGGUCCCCUGGAGUCAACCAAGAAGUGGGCCUUGAAAGACUAUGAGGGCCCAAUUGGGCUAUGUAUUCUUCGCACAAUAAAUUUAUUCAGUCUCCUGUAGAA
This is a messenger RNA of Physcomitrium patens, 2168 nucleotides long. Its product is annotated as aldehyde oxidase GLOX. NCBI's taxonomy places the organism in Eukaryota, Viridiplantae, Streptophyta, Bryopsida, Funariales, Funariaceae. The record is from RefSeq and is a predicted model, not a curated record.